AUGCCUUUCAACAAGUCGACUGCCAAGGAACGUCUGCAAAAGAAGUUGAUGGCCCGGAAAGCGGAAGCCCUCGACCCCGCCAGCGAAAUGCUAAUCGAUCUGGCGGAGGCGGUGAACAAUGUGCAGAAGCUUAUGCAGCGACGGGUGGAUGAGAACGCGGCGAUCACGGAACUCGGCGAAUCCGAGGCCAAGCUGAAGGCGUUGUUGGCGAAAAAGAAGGAGAAAGACAACGAGGCCGCCCUUCAGCAGACAUAA
This is a messenger RNA of Bursaphelenchus xylophilus (pine wood nematode), 255 nucleotides long. Lineage: Eukaryota; Metazoa; Nematoda; Chromadorea; Rhabditida; Aphelenchoididae. The record is from the annotation of a GenBank genome assembly.